Molecule: messenger RNA, 1029 nt
Organism: Hyla sarda
Lineage: Eukaryota; Metazoa; Chordata; Amphibia; Anura; Hylidae
Exons: 4
Coding region: 1-1029 (342 amino acids)
Cellular component (GO): plasma membrane
Source: RefSeq, a predicted model, not a curated record
AUGAGACUUUCCAUCCUGAUCUUCUGUCUCUUCCAUGGGACUUGUUGGACAUCAGAUCAUUACUGUGUUUACCAACCAAGAACCAUCCAUGUGAAGGAAGGAGAUUCAGUCAACAUCCCGUGUACAUACAUCUAUCCUGAGGAAAUCAAAGGGAAAUCACAGAUUAUUAUACAAUGGGUAAAGGGUUAUGGACCGUUCUGUGGUAGAACAAAGGAAUACAUUACAGAUAAUUCUGGGAAUAUUGUAGAUGAGUAUAAAGAGCGGAUCUGUAGAGUAACCCAUCCUGAUAACCGGACAGAGUCUCUCAUAAUCCGAAGACUGAAGUAUACAGAUGGAAACAUGUUCUGCUGUAAAGCAAAUAUAUAUAGAGAUGGAGAUGAACCAUUAACCUUGUCUGACAGAUAUGGGACAUCUCUCAUUUUUGAAGGUGUUAGAUUGGUGUCUCAAGUGGAGGAGUUGAUGGUCGUCCCAGGAGAAGAGAUGGUCAUCCCCUGUAACUACUCACAGGAGACCCUGGGGGAAGCCAAACAAGUCACAUGGUAUAGAGGAUGUGAUAAACUAUGUGACUAUAAUAAGAAAGAGAUUUACAGCUGGAACACAACACACCCCGGAGAUGUAUAUCCAUAUUCACUGGUGAACCCCCCUGAAGACGUCUCUCUGCGUAUACACAGUGUACAGGGUGAUAAAUACCCCCAAUAUUGUUGUCAUGUGACCACCAGUAAUGAAACAAUACGAAGCAGAUCCAGCACAGAACUGAUCAUCACAGAUUUAGACUUUACUUUGUCACCAACUCCUACCUGCUACACCACAAGUACCAUCACCUCCGCUGUACGCAUCGCUGGCUACAGCUCACCCAGCACACAGCAAACAGAGCGAGCCAUGGAUACCAAGAGCGCAUACUUAGAAGACACCCAGGACGUCAACAUCAGGACACAUCCCUGCUACACCGCUUACCCGACUCGUGCAGAUUCCGUGACUCGUCCCUGGAGAAAAGGACUGCUUGCCGGCAGUCCACAAGAAUAUCCUUGA